Molecule: messenger RNA, 10229 nt
Organism: Oncorhynchus nerka (sockeye salmon)
Lineage: Eukaryota; Metazoa; Chordata; Actinopteri; Salmoniformes; Salmonidae
Product: voltage-dependent N-type calcium channel subunit alpha-1B-like
Biological process (GO): chemical synaptic transmission; calcium ion import across plasma membrane
Cellular component (GO): membrane; voltage-gated calcium channel complex; neuronal cell body
Molecular function (GO): high voltage-gated calcium channel activity
Source: RefSeq, a predicted model, not a curated record
AGAGGUGCCAACCUUGUGUUUUCUCGUUACACCGUGCCCGAAUUAAUAGGAAGAUUAUUGGAACGGAUCAUGUGAGGCACCUCGUUUUCAUAAGGAACGUGGGGUAAGGUAAUACAAAAGAAAAACUUAAACGCGCAAUGGCAAACCAACCGAGGAGGAUAAACCAGAUACAUGCAUCUGUUUUAUUUGAAGCUUAAUUGUAAGUGAGCUAUGCAGUCAUAGCCCGCCUUAUGGCAUGCGUUAUGCGAAUGAUGCGAAUUGUUAUUGCUCGACAUUUGUACAUGGUAAACUGGCUGUUUUUAAAGCUUAGCCCAGUGAAAAGGGAUAGGCUAUAGGCUACGUAUAUGUGGCCAUUCAGCCAGAGGAAGACCCAUGGACAAAUAUUUGACAUGGAAAUAUAAACUUUCUCCUUCAUGUUUCAUAUCAUUUGAAAAUCUUGACAAUUGAAAGUAUGGGAAGUAACAAGGCGGGGACCAGCCAACAGAAUAUCUGAAGAAAAAUACAAUCAUUUUUAUUUUUGAAUGUUUGUUGAAUAUUCUCUUGAACAUUACACACACCGAAAGGAACUCGUGGCUGGAACAACUGUGUGUUGUGAUGCUUUUUCUCUAUCUUUUAUCUAGUCUAAGUUUUGAUUUUUUCAGUAAGAUCUGUGCGAUUGUAGAAUGGCUCGAUUCGAAGAGGAACUAUCCAACCGGCGUGGAGGGGUCUGUCAAGCUGGCCCACCAAGGGGGGCUGGUCGGCCAGCAGGCCCCCCAAGCGGCCCUAGGGUGUACAAACAAUCAAUGGCCCAAAGAGCCAGGACAAUGGCCAUUUACAACCCCAUCCCUGUCAAGCAGAGCUGUCUUACUGUCAACCGGUCUCUCUUCAUCUUUAGUGAGGAUUGUAUCAUACGGAAAUAUGCCAAAAAGAUUACAGAAUGGCCUCCAUUUGAAUACCUGAUCCUGGCCACCAUUAUAGCCAACUGCAUCGUCCUUGCCUUGGAGCAGCACCUACCAGCCGGCGACAAGACCCCCAUGUCAGAGCGCUUGGACGACACAGAGCCCUAUUUUAUUGGAAUAUUUUGUUUUGAAGCUGGCAUUAAGAUCAUCGCCCUUGGCUUUGCGUUUCACAAAGGCUCCUAUCUCCGGAAUGGCUGGAAUGUAAUGGACUUUGUGGUGGUGCUAACAGGGAUGCUGGCUACAGUGGGAGCAGACUUUGACUUGAGAACUCUGAGGGCAGUACGGGUCCUGAGGCCACUGAAACUGGUGUCUGGAAUCCCUAGUCUUCAGGUGGUUCUGAAGUCCAUCAUGAAAGCCAUGGUGCCUCUGCUGCAGAUCGGUAUGCUGCUCUUCUUUGCUAUCCUCAUGUUCGCCAUCAUCGGCCUGGACUUUUACAUGGGCAAGUUCCACCGGACCUGCUUCAGUACUGAUACAGGUGAGCAGGCAGCAGAGUUCCCCUGUGGUAUGGAGGCUCCAGCGAGGACCUGUGAGAAUGGCACUGUGUGUCAGGAAUACUGGAUCGGCCCCAACUACGGCAUCACCAACUUCGACAACAUCCUCUUUGCUAUUCUGACUGUCUUCCAGUGCAUCACCAUGGAGGGAUGGGUGGACAUCCUCUAUAAUGCCAACGAUGCCUCAGGCAACACCUGGAACUGGCUCUACUUCAUCCCCCUCAUCAUCAUCGGAUCCUUCUUCAUGCUCAAUCUGGUCCUGGGAGUCCUGUCUGGGGAGUUUGCCAAGGAGCGUGAGCGUGUGGAGAAGAGGCAGGAGUUUCUGAAGCUUCGCAGGCAGCAGCAGAUCGAGAGGGAGCUGACUGGAUACCUGGAGUGGAUAUGCAAGGCAGAGGAAGUGAUGCUGGCGGAGGAGGACAAGCACGCUGAAGAGAAGUCCCCUCUGGAUGGAGCGUGGUACAAAAGGAAACACAAUAACCCAGUGUUGAAAAGGGCAAAGAAGAGCAAGAAUGACCUGAUCAAUGCUGAAGAGGGCGAGGACCACUUCACUGACAUCUCAUCUGUUGUUCCUCCAGGGUCUCCGUUCGCCCGGGCCAGCCUGAAGAGCAGCAAGAACGGCAGUGCCUCCUACUUCCGGAGGAAAGAGAAGCGGCUCCGCUUCACCAUCAGACACCUGGUCAAGGCUCAGAGCUUCUACUGGACAGUGCUGUGUCUGGUGGGCCUCAACACACUGUGUGUGGCCAUCGUCCAUUACGACCAGCCUGAGUGGCUCACAUAUGCACUGUAUUUGGCAGAGUUUGUAUUCCUGGGCUUGUUUCUGACUGAGAUGUCCAUGAAAAUGUAUGGACUAGGACCCAUGAGCUACUUCCAUUCGUCUUUCAACUGUUUUGACUUCGGAGUGAUUAUAGGCAGUAUUUUUGAGGUGAUCUGGGCAGUUGUGAAACCUGGGGCCUCCUUCGGCAUCAGCGUCCUGAGAGCUCUCCGUCUGCUCAGGAUUUUCAAAGUCACUAAGUACUGGAACUCUCUGAGGAACCUGGUGGUCUCUCUACUCAACUCCAUGAAGUCCAUCAUCAGCUUGCUGUUCCUCCUCUUCCUCUUCAUUGUGGUAUUCGCCCUACUGGGCAUGCAGCUCUUUGGGGGACUGUUUAAUUUUGACGAGGAGACGCCAACAACCAACUUUGACACCUUUCCAGCAGCCAUUCUCACAGUUUUCCAGAUUCUGACAGGAGAGGACUGGAAUGCGGUGAUGUACCAUGGGAUAGAGUCCCAGGGGGGCGUGCGCCGGGGAAUGUUCUCCUCCAUCUACUUCAUUGUUCUCACCCUGUUUGGAAACUACACUCUCCUCAAUGUCUUCUUGGCCAUCGCUGUUGACAACCUUGCAAACGCACAGGAGCUCACUAAGGAUGAGGAAGAGCAGGAGGUGGCCAUCACCAAGAAGAUGGCCCUCCAGAAGGCCAAGGAGGUCAAGGAGGUCAGCCCCAUGUCGGCCGCAAACAUCUCCAUCACAGCUUUUGUAAAGCAAAGUCAAGGUGCACUCUCUAGCAGCUCGUCCGUCUGCAGCGUUAAUUCACUUAAGGAGCAGCAGAAGUCUCUGAAGAUGAUGUCAGUGUGGGAGCAGCGAACCACUCAGCUGAGGAGACACAACCUGCGGGCCAGCAGUGAGGCCCUGUACAGUGAGCUGGACCCUGAGGAGAGGCUUCGUAUGUCCUCUGCCCUGCACAUCCGCCCUGACAUGAAGACCCACCUGGACCGGCCCCUGGUGGUGGAACCCCACGACGGCCCCGGCCCUAUGGGCCAACACAAGCCCCGGACCCCUGAGGAGACGGAUACCCCUGAGGACCCGGCCGGCCCCCAGCCACGCAGGCACCACCGCCACCGGGACAGGGAGAGACCCAUCGACGAGGCCAAUGAGAAUGGCAAUCCAGGCAAAGAGGGUAGGCACCAUGUCCACCACAGUCGUAGCAAGGACGCAGAAGGCACCCGGGGCAAGGAGGGGAAGAGUGAGCGGUCGCGCAGCCGAGAGGGGGGCAAGAGGCACCACCACCAGACCUUAGUGGACGAGGGAGGAGGAGGGGGGACGGGGGAGAGAGAGCACCGCCACCACCACUCCCACAGACAGGCCAGAGAGGGCAACGGCACUGUCAACAGCGGAGGCAAGGGCGAGCGCAGGUCACGCCACAAAGAUGGCCGCUCGGGAGAGAGGUGCUCCAGGGGAGAGAACGGAGCCAAUGGGGAGAGGAGGAGACACAAGACCCACGGCUCAAGGGGCCAGUCCACACUGGAGGGAGAGGACCACAGUGAGAGAGAGAAGGGGAGGGGCCACAGGGACAGAUAUGUGGAGUCUGAGGGCGACUCCCUGGCCAUCAGCCCCCAGCAGGACCCUGGAGAUCAGAGGUGGGGUACAGAGGGACCUGAAGACUCAGACAACCAGAGGAACGUCAGACGGACUGGACAGACGGCCGUCAACAUCCCCCCUGUCACCAUCACCCCCCCACCCGGGGAGACUACCCUUAUACCCAUGAACAGUAUGGACUGUGAAACCAUGCCUAUGAACGAGGAGAAGAAGACCCUGGAGGAGCGGACUCAGAGUGGACCCAGACCCAUCCUGCCUUACAGCUCCAUGUUUGUGUUUGGCCAGGCCAACGUGGUGCGGCGUCUGUGUCAUUAUAUUGUCAGCCUGCGGUACUUUGAGAUGUGUAUCCUGGUAGUGAUAUCCAUGAGUAGCAUUGCAUUGGCUGCAGAGGACCCUGUCCAGGCCAACGCUCCGCGCAACAAUGUGCUCAAGUAUCUGGACUACGUCUUCACGGGGGUUUUCACAUUUGAGAUGGUGAUUAAGAUGGUUGACCUGGGCCUCCUGCUCCAUCCUGGUUCUUACUUCAGAGAUCUCUGGAACAUUCUGGACUUCAUUGUGGUCAGUGGCGCACUGGUGGCAUUUGCAUUUUCGAGCUUCAUGGGAGGGUCCAAAGGAAAGGACAUCAGCACCAUCAAGUCCCUCAGAGUUCUGCGAGUCUUACGGCCCCUCAAGACCAUCAAACGCCUACCCAAGCUGAAGGCUGUGUUUGACUGUGUGGUCAACUCCCUGAAGAACGUGUUCAACAUCCUCAUAGUCUACAUGCUCUUCAUGUUCAUCUUCGCUGUCAUCGCCGUGCAGCUGUUCAAGGGCAAGUUCUUCUACUGCACCGAUGAGUCCAAGAGCCUGGAGAAAGACUGCAGAGGUAAUUUCCUGGACUAUGAUAAAGAUGAGGUGGCCGCCCAGCCUCGGGUGUGGAAGAAGUAUGAGUUCCACUAUGACAACGUGCUUUGGGCCUUCCUCACUCUCUUCACUGUGUCCACCGGAGAGGGCUGGCCUGAUGUUCUGAAGCACUCUGUGGAUGCUACCUUUGAGGACCAGGGUCCCAGUCCAGGCUACCGUAUAGAGAUCUCCAUCUUCUACGUGGUCUACUUUGUGGUCUUUCCCUUCUUCUUCGUCAACAUCUUUGUGGCCUUGAUCAUCAUUACCUUCCAGGAGCAGGGAGACAAGGCCAUGUCAGAGUGCAGCCUGGAGAAAAACGAGAGAGCCUGCAUUGACUUUGCCAUCAACGCCAAGCAAAUGACACGUUACAUGCCAGAGAACGUGCAGUCCUUCCAGUACCGGAUGUGGAAGUUUGUGGUGUCACCUCCGUUUGAGUACUCCAUUAUGAUCAUGAUCGCCCUGAACACCGUGGUGCUCAUGAUGAAGUUCCAUGGAGCUCCAGACUUCUACGAGGCCAUGUUGAAGCACUUCAACAUCGUCUUCACUGCCCUCUUCUCUCUGGAAUGCAUUCUGAAGAUCAUUGCCUUCGGUCCGCUGAAUUACCUGAAGGAUGCCUGGAACGUGUUUGACUUUGUGACAGUGCUGGGAAGUAUAACUGACAUUGUGGUCACAGAAAUCAAUGUAAGUUAAGAGUCCAGCGCAGCACAAACCGACCGGCUGUUGAAUCUGAGUUUUCUGAGGCUGUUCAGAGCAGCUCGUCUCAUCAAGCUGCUGAGGCAGGGAUACACCAUCCGUAUUCUGCUGUGGACCUUUGUCCAGUCCUUCAAGGCCCUGCCAUAUGUUUGCCUUCUGAUAGCGAUGCUGUUCUUCAUCUAUGCCAUCAUUGGUAUGCAGGUGUUUGGAAACAUUGAGCUCAACGAGGACACAGCCAUCACUCACCACAACAACUUCCGCACUUUUCUUCAGGCCCUCAUGCUGCUGUUCAGGAGUGCCACAGGGGAGGCGUGGCAUGAGAUCAUGCUGUCGUGUUUGAGUCACAGAGCAUGUGAUGAGAGGUCAGGCAACCUGGGGAAGGAGUGUGGCAGUGACUUCGCCUACUUCUACUUUGUCUCCUUCAUCUUCCUCUGCUCUUUCCUGAUGCUCAAUCUGUUUGUGGCUGUCAUCAUGGAUAACUUUGAGUACCUGACUCGAGACUCGUCUAUACUGGGGCCUCAUCAUCUGGAUGAGUUCAUCCGUGUUUGGGCUGAGUACGACCCUGCUGCCUGCGGACGGAUUCGCUAUAACGAUAUGUACAACUUGUUACGAAUUAUCUCACCCCCUCUUGGCUUAGGGAAGAACUGCCCUAAUAGGGUAGCGUACAAGCGGCUAGUCAAGAUGAACAUGCCCAUCGCUGAUGACAACACAGUCCACUUUACCUCCACUCUCAUGGCCCUGAUCCGCACGGCCCUGGAGAUCAAACUGUCCUCAGGGAUGGUUGCCCAGCGUCUUUCUGAUGCUGAACUGAAGAAAGAGCUCUCUACAGUUUGGCCAAGCCUUUCACAGAAGACUAUGGAUCUGUUGGUUACACCACACAAACCCAAUGAGCUUACUGUUGGGAAGGUGUAUGCAGCCCUGAUGAUCUUUGACUACUACAAGCAGAACCGAGCCAAGAGGCUCAAGGAGCAGCAACAGCAGCAACAGCAACAGAAUGCUGCCGGCUCCCAGGGUAAGGUGGGGGCUCUGUUUAAACCAAUACUGCCCCUGACUUACAAGCAGGAGAAAGAGAAGGAGAAGGCCAUCAACAACAUGGAGCCUCCCUGUGAACUACUUCCUCAGCCCCAGCCUCAGGCCCUACCUAGACCCAGCUCCACCCUGCUCAACACCAUGGAGCCUCCCUGUGAACUACUUCCUCAGCCUCAGGCCCUACCUAGACCCAGCUCCACCCUGCUCAACAACGGAGGCACACUGCCAGGCCAUGAUGGCACCAUGAAAGGAUCAUCCUCCUGGGUGUCAGAGAAGUCUAGAGAGAUCCACAGACCCAGGAAUAAGACACCUAUCCAAAGGGGCCAGUCUGAAGAUGUCCCAAACACAACCCUUCCCCAGGAGUCAGUGGAGAUGAGGAAGGUGGACACCAGUGACAGCACAGUGCCUGGUCCUGGGUCUGGACUGGAGAGCCAGGGGAGGGCUGUAUCCAUGCCCCGCCUCAACGCAGAGCUACAGAGGAGCCAGUCACGCCACUCCCCGGGGACCCUCCUGGCCCCUGUUCCUGACUGCAGCCCGAUGAAGCGCUCUGCGUCCACCCAUGCCCCACAGCGCCCCCAAGAGGCGAACCUGCGUGACUACACCCUGGAGACGCCCAGCAUCCAGGAAAGGCCUCACCACCACCACCACCACCGCUGCCACCACCGUAGAGAGAGGGACAAGAAGCAGCGGUCACUCGACAGGACGCCAAGCACCGCUGGUACACCAGGAGACCCGGCUGCAGAGCCCUCGUCUAGAGACAGGGUGCAGGACCGCGGCCGCUCCCAUGAGAGGAAGAACCACUCGACGGCAGGGGAGAAGCAGCGCUACUACUCCUGCGAUCGCUACGGCAGCAGGGAACACUGCCACACCACCAAGUCUGCCACCACCAGCUGUGCCACCUCCCCCAGCGAGGUGCAGGACCCCAGCAUCAACAAGCAGGGUAGUGGUUCGGUUAAAUGCAGCCCAGUGAUGAUGACCUCAGGGGCUAGCACACCCAGCCGUGGACGCAGGCAGCUACCCCAGACCCUGACCCCCCGCCCCGGGGUGGCCUACAAGACUGCCAACUCCUCCCCUGUGCACUUUGUGUCUGCCCAGUGUAGCAGUGGCCUGCCCACCCUGAGUCCUGGCCGGCUGAGCCGCGGGCUGUCUGAGCACAACGCCCUGCUGCACAGUGGCUCCUCCCACAUCCCCUCCCCUGUCACCCGCAUCAGCUCUGAGCCCUUCCUGGGUUACAGUCACAGGGAAGCCCAGGGCCAGGGCAGUCUGUACUGCAGCCUCCGGGACGAGCUGCUGAGCCCCUAUGCUGCCAGAGCACGCUCACCUCGGACCGCACUGCCUCAGAUGGGGCCGGGGCCCCUCCACCUGCCUCCGCCACCCCAGCAGAGCCAUGCGGUGCCCAACGGAUACCACUUCACCUUUGGUGGUAUUGGCAACGCCAGCCCGGAGUCUGGCUCUGGCGCCAGGGCACCCAGGUACUACCACGAGGCAGAUGAGGAUGAAUGGUGCUAGCAUGGCUUUGAACAGAUGUUUUUAUUGCAUUUUCUUAGGAAUCGUGAUGAGUUUUAUCAUCUUUUUUUGAAGGAUUUAGUUUACACUGUUGCUGUAUGUAAAGCUAAUGGGAGCCAAGGAAGGGUUGGGAUUCAUUUGAAUGUGAACAAAGCAGCACCGUUUUUAGGAACUGGAUGAAAAUGAAAUUGGAUGUGGAUUCGGUGAAUUGUUGGUAAUUGAGUUUGAUCCCACUUCGUCUUAUGCACUGAAGACAGUGGCAUGUUUAAUUGAGGGCACUUUUGCUUUGAUUCUUUAUCAAACUGAAUUACUUUGAGAACAUCCAACUUUAAAAAAAAAAUGCUUUAACUAGUCUUGAUAGUGACCCAAAUAGUGACAUAAGAAACUCUACUACAGUUACUCACAAUAGAGAUGGGCGAGCAGCAGGCCUCUUUGCUAACUCUGUGAUGAGCAGGGGGACACCCAUGUAUUGUUUAGUAUCUGUAACAACACGCGAUAAGGAAGGAGUCCGAGAGAUUUAUUCAAACUUCCCUAAGAAAGGCACUUGAAAGUAAAACUGCACAACAGCUAUUCUACUUUGCUUUGGGACUCUUACCAUUCCACUAUAUAAAGGGAUUUACAGUAGCCUAGCCCUUUAUAUGACAUUCCCUUUCUGUCAGAAGAUACAGCCUGAUCGAAUAGAGGGAUCGAUGUUGUCAUUACAGACAGUGAUUGUCGAAUUGUUACUGUUUACCGUUGCAAAUUUCACUACUACUACUUCAGAGAAAUGAGGAGAGGAAAUGAAAUGUGAUUGGUUUUAUAUACAACUAUGGUAUAUGUUAUCUUUUCAUUGUGUGCAUAUUUUGUAUCUUGUAAAAACAACUUUGUUUAUGUAAAUUGCUUCAAGUUUGCCAUCAUUUCAGGUUGAAUGUUUCUUACAGACGGUCUGCUUCAGAUGUUUAAAACAAAGUGCCUAUCCUUUUAGACAUGCUGUAGUAAAGAUGCAAAGUCAAACCCGUUUCUGUAAAGCAUCAACACUUAAGUAGUUAUUUGGUAGUUCUGCAGGAGAGCAAGAUGUACAGAAAGCCUUAUCUGAGAAACAACAACUUUUCUUCAAGAAAAAGAAAUGCUUUUUAAUGUACACUAUUAAUUAACCUAUGAUUGCUGAUCAUUUUCACGUGUGAUAUUCCUUUUGCUAAAUAUAUUUCAUCAAUUUGAGUGGGGAUGACGAAGGUUGGGGCAAAAUCGUCGUAUGAACACUUAACAAACAUGAAAACUGCAUUAGUAGCAUAUAAAUCCAGUUAGGAAGACAAAAUCAGAGUAACACUGCAUGUGUAAAUCAUAAACCUGGUCCACAACACUUAUGAAGAUGUAGUGGUGUAUAGUCACUUUCCUGGUGAGGUUAGUCAACUGCGAAAGCAUCGCAAGCUACCAUCUGUUUCAAUGCUAUAACUGCAGAGUUAGUAUAGAACAUAAGGAAUCUGAUGAGAAACAAACAGGGUGCACUUUUUGGAUGGAUGUGCUUGAGAAGCAGAGAUAGAUGCAGAUCCCUAAUGAGUGUAUACUCUGAGUCGAGCCCCUGGCACCAGCACACUGUACCCCCCUGUGUCUCCCCAUUGGCUCAGACCCGUCUAUGUUAAGGUUUUAGCCCGUCUGAUAUAGCAUAAAUAUGGUUCACACUUUCUAGCGUUCUAUCUACCCAGCCAUGGUAACAGAUAAUGUUGAUGGUUCACAUCUGCUUCAGAUAAUAUAUAUGGAUAUUAAUACAAUAUAAUUAAAAAAAAAACGUGUUUCCCUGGGAUGGAUGAUCUAGUGCUUGGAAGAGUUUUGGUUCUUUUCUAUUCUACAUUGGUAGUGGAAUGUGGCACGGUGUGCUGUUUAAGGAAUGCUCUACUCCAGCAAAAGUGUUGCUCAAUUACUGAUAGUAUUGGAGACACAGUAGGCGGGGCCAGGUGUUGCAAUGUCUGCACACUCGUCAGGGUUCUGUACUGCAUAUUUCCCAGAAGCAGGGUUUUGAUGACAGAGAAAGUAGGGCUAUGCAACAAGAGGACACUACGGUCAUAUACUUCAUCCAUAUUGUAGCUUUACAUGCGGAGAUCUCCAGAUUCAUACUACAGCAUGAUUGUGACCAAAUCUUUAUAAAAAAACAAAAAAACGUUUUCAAACAUGUAUAAAACAUAUAUUUUAAAAUGCGUACGGCACAACGAGUUGAAGCAGAAAUGAAGAGGAUAUUUAGAAAUACAGCAACUUUAUAUAUUUGCAUGCAUACAAUUUACCCACGUUGACGAUGUCAAAAGGAAAAACUUGUCUUAAAAAGUAAGUAAACAAUGUCAUACUAAUGGUCAUCUGUUCCAUGUUAGG